Molecule: messenger RNA, 1903 nt
Organism: Triticum dicoccoides
Lineage: Eukaryota; Viridiplantae; Streptophyta; Magnoliopsida; Poales; Poaceae
Product: proline-rich receptor-like protein kinase PERK8
Exons: 8
Coding region: 391-1557 (388 amino acids)
Biological process (GO): protein phosphorylation
Molecular function (GO): protein kinase activity; ATP binding
Source: RefSeq, a predicted model, not a curated record
CCCGCCCACGCCCCGCCGCACGCCAAGCCAUCGCCCCCUCCCUCGGCCGGCCACCACCCGCAGCUGCCGACGCCGGCCACGGCCGUCGACCCGGCCAACCAGCACGGCAGGAGCCCCAACAAGUCCUCCACGCAGUCCGCCGGGGAGCGGGGCAAGGCCUCCGCCACGCCGAGCAACAACGGGGGGGCCAGCAACAGCGUCGUCAUCGCCGUCGGCGCCGUGCUCGCCUUCCUGGUGGUCACCCUCAUAGCGGCCGCCCUUCUCUACACCAAGAAGCGCCGGAGGGGGAGGGACGACUACCGCCCCGGGUUCAGGUCGCCGCCGUACUCUUCUUCAGAGCUACCACCCUCAGGUUCAGUUCCUUCGGGCGGCGGCUCGGCGAACGCGGCAAUGUUGUCGUCGGCCGACCCCUCCGUCCACACCAACUACAGCGCCGGGAGCCCGAGACUGAAAGCGUGCCUGUCCGACAUGAGCGUGGGCAACUCGCGCUUCUUCACGUACCAAGAAAUGUACCAGAUCACCGACGGCUUCUCGCCGCGCAAUUUGCUCGGCGAAGGAGGGUUCGGGUCGGUGUACAAGGGCCGGCUGCCCGAAGGGAAAGACGUGGCUGUCAAGCAGCUGAGGGAUGGCAGUGGGCAAGGGGAGCGCGAGUUCCAAGCCGAGGUGGAGAUAAUCAGUCGGGUGCAUCACCGGCAUUUGGUGUCUCUCGUGGGGUACUGCAUUGCCAAUAGCCAAAGGCUGCUCGUCUACGAUUUCGUGUCGAAUGACACCCUGCAUUAUCAUCUCCACGGACAGGGAAGGCCUGUUUUAGAGUGGUCGGCUAGGGUUAAAAUUGCUGCCGGUGCUGCUCGUGGAAUAGCAUACCUGCAUGAAGAUUGCCAUCCAAGGAUAAUCCACCGAGACAUCAAAUCCUCAAACAUUUUGUUGGAUAAUAACUUUGACGCACUGGUGGCCGAUUUUGGUCUUGCAAGACUGGCUUUGGAUGCUGUAACACAUGUAACUACACGGGUUAUGGGGACAUUUGGAUACAUGGCUCCAGAGUAUGCAUCGAGUGGCAAAUUGACUGAGAAAUCUGAUGUGUUCUCUUUUGGUGUUGUACUUUUAGAGCUUAUGACUGGUCGAAAGCCUGUUGAUUCAUCGAGACCAUUGGGUGAUGAGAGCCUUGUUGAGUGGGCUAGACCAUUGCUUAGUCGAGCUCUUGAGACGGGAAAGCUGGAAGGGUUAGUCGACCCCAGGCUUGAGAGGAAUUUCAAUGAGGUCGAAAUGUUCCGUAUGAUUGAGUCUGCAGCAGCCUGCAUUCGACACUCGUCAUCAAAGAGGCCCAGAAUGAGCCAGGUGGUGCGGGUCCUCGAUAGCUUAGCGGAUAUUGACCUAACAAACGGUGUCCAGCCAGGGCAAAGCGAGCUCUUCAACGUGGCAAACACCGCGGAUAUCAGGAUGUUCCAGCAGAUGGUGCAGGGCAACCAGGACGACAGUUCCGCCUUCAGCCAAUAUAGCUGGAUCAGUCGCAGUAGGGCCGACGCCGAAGCGACCUCCUCAAACUCCCGGAUCUUGUGAUCAUCUUUGUUUCUGUGCUCCACGUGUACGUAGCCAUUCUUCUCGACCCACUGAUUCGGCCGGGCUGUGUCGACCAUCGAAAAAAGUCUGGUGUAAUUCUUGCCUUGUUACGAUGAUUGCUCGUGUGUAGAUCACACGAGGAAGAUGUACUCUUGUUUGACAAAUUAUUAAGCUAGCUGUUGUUGUGGUUGUUGACUAACUUGUUAGGCUGCCUGCUCCUGUUGCUGUUGCCUAACUGAAAGAGCACAAUGUUUGAACUUGUGUAGUCUUUCUUUUUGUGUUGUUGGCUUGACAAUGAUGUUGAGGCCACAUCUAAGGGAGAAAAGAAAGAGGAUACUGAUGAUGA